CCCCCAGAGAAGCCCAAAUUCGCUGGUUGAUCAGAGUCGAGCUUCCUCUGGGGAUUCCAAAUUCCUAGUCCAAUUUCCAAAAUCUUUCAUCUGAAUUCAUCAAUUUCAGAGGCAUUGAGAUCAUGGUUUUGUCGCAGAAGCUUCACGAGGCCUUCAAAGGAACUGUCGAGAGGAUCACAGGGCCUCGAACCGUUUCCGCCUUCAAAGAGAAAGGCGUUCUCAGUGUCUCUGAGUUCAUCGUCGCCGGUGAUAAUCUCGUCUCCAAGUGUCCCACCUGGUCUUGGGAGUCAGGUGAUCUGAAUAAGAGGAAAUCAUACUUGCCCCCAGAUAAGCAAUUCUUAAUUACCAGAAAUGUUCCUUGCCUUCGCCGGGCUGCCUAUGUAGAAGAGGAGUAUGAAGCUGCAGGUGGUGAAGUUUUACUUGAUGAGGAAGAUGGCGAUGGCUGGCUGGCAACUCAUGGCAAACCGAAGGAAGAAAAAAGCGAUGAAGAGGAAAAUUUGCCUUCCCUGGAAACUCUUGAAAUUAGCAGGACCAAGAUUGUUAAGUCAAUUCCAAACUAUUUUGGUGGUGAAGAUGAAGAUGGUAUUCCUGACCUUGCUGAUAUUGAAGAAAAUGAUGACGCUCUUGCAACUGAUGCAGCCACUCUGCCAUUGACCUACCAAAUUGCCCAUGAACCUGAUGACGAUAAUAUCCUUCGAACACGAACUUAUGAUGUCAGCAUCACGUAUGAUAAAUAUUAUCAGACACCACGUGUUUGGCUGACAGGAUAUGAUGAGUCAAGGAUGCUCUUACAGCCAGAACAUGUGCUUGAAGAUGUUAGUCAAGAUCAUGCACGAAAAACGGUGACCAUUGAGGACCAUCCCCACCUACCUGGAAAGCAUGCAUCUGUACAUCCCUGCAGACAUGGGGCUGUGAUGAAAAAGAUCAUUGAUGUGUUGAUGUCCCGGGGCGUAGAACCGGAAGUUCACAAGUAUCUUUUCUUGUUCUUAAAAUUUGUCGCGUCGGUUAUUCCGACUAUCGAAUAUGAUUAUACUAUGGACGUUGAUCUUGGAGGCCCUAGCCAUCGAUAACUGGGAUUGAUGAAUAUUGUCUGAUUAUACAUAUGUGGGGUAUUUCACAUCUGAUGUUUCUGUAAAUGCAGGCUGACACUCUGCUCAUUGUACAUACACAACCUGGGAUCUAAAUGGUACCCUCUGGAAAUACUUUUGUCUUUUGGAAGUCUAAUCUUCCCGUUGCUUUCUGUCAGUCUUAGUUUGGGCAUAAGGAUUCUUUGUGAUUCUCUGUAACUUAACCAUGGAGCUGACACUUGCUCCUUAACUGUAUUCUGCUAUAUGGAAAUUUGUUUGCUACUGAACUAUUGCAGCAAAAAAUGAUUCCUCUUAUUGGAAAAAGGAAGUGAUUGAAUAUACCACUGUUGCUAUAAUA
This is a messenger RNA of Cucurbita moschata (crookneck pumpkin), 1425 nucleotides long. Its product is annotated as autophagy-related protein 3-like. The transcript has 11 exons. The coding region runs from base 123 to 1070 and encodes 315 amino acids. The record is from RefSeq and is a predicted model, not a curated record. Gene Ontology annotation, biological process: autophagy of mitochondrion; autophagosome assembly; nucleophagy. Gene Ontology annotation, cellular component: cytoplasmic ubiquitin ligase complex; cytosol. Gene Ontology annotation, molecular function: Atg8-family ligase activity. NCBI's taxonomy places the organism in Eukaryota, Viridiplantae, Streptophyta, Magnoliopsida, Cucurbitales, Cucurbitaceae.